This is a messenger RNA of Ceratosolen solmsi marchali, 1412 nucleotides long. It is a transcript of the gene betaggt-I, whose product is annotated as geranylgeranyl transferase type-1 subunit beta. Bases 341 to 1354 code for a protein of 337 amino acids. The transcript has 4 exons. Gene Ontology annotation, biological process: protein geranylgeranylation. NCBI's taxonomy places the organism in Eukaryota, Metazoa, Arthropoda, Insecta, Hymenoptera, Agaonidae. Gene Ontology annotation, molecular function: CAAX-protein geranylgeranyltransferase activity. Gene Ontology annotation, cellular component: CAAX-protein geranylgeranyltransferase complex. The record is from RefSeq and is a predicted model, not a curated record.
UUAUAAGCGUAUAGUUAUGCAUGCACGUAGCACAUAUUUUCGAGUAAAGAGUUGAGCUCCGUAGCUGCUGAUGACUCUAGACAUCAUUAACAUCAUGAGUAGCUGAUGUUUACAAAAUUUAGGUUAUCUUGCAAAAAGAUUGCUUUUAGGCAUCGCCAACAUUUUUAUAUCAAUUAAACAAAAUGAACCCAUUAGCAAUACAUUUAUUUAUAAAUAUUGACUUUUGAAGGACAAUGAAUAAAUAUGUACAAAUUGUAAAUUAUGCUGUUUAAUAAUUUUGUAUUAUUUUCUAUUAAAAAUUAAAGCAAGAUUCAAGAUACAGACCAAAAUUCAUCCGAAAAUGACUCCAAAACUAAUGAAAAAGAAACACACAAGAUACUUUCAUAUAAUUUUACAAAUGAUGCCAAGCGAAUGUCCCGACGCUAUGAGAUUAACAUUUGCAUUCUUUGCGAUAUCGGGCCUAGAUUUACUUGGUGCUCUCGAUGAUUAUUUAAGAGAAGAAAAGGAAGAUGCAAUAAAUUGGAUUUAUAGAUUGCAAAUCAGUGGUGCUGGACCCAGAUCUGGCUUUCAAUCAUCCACUAUGAUUCCUAAGGAAAUUGAAACAAAGUAUCAUUGCGGCCAUUUAGCGAUGACGUAUACUGGUCUAGCCAGUCUAUUAAUUCUCGGGGACGAUUUAAGCGGAAUUGAUAAGGAGUCUAUUAUCGAGGGAAUGAGAGCUUGUCAGAAUCCUGAUGGGUCUUUUACUGCUAUGGUUAUGGGCUACGAAAGCGACAUGAGAUUUGUUUAUUGUGCCUGCUGUGUAUCAGCUAUUCUGGAUGACUGGUCUGGGAUCAAUAAGGCAAAAGCAAUUGACUACAUACUGAAGAGCAUAUCAUAUGACGGAGCAGUGGGUCAAGGACCUGGAUUAGAAUCUCACGGUGGAUCUACGUUUUGUGCAGUGGCUAGUCUUUAUCUUAUGAACGAGCUUAAUAACGUUCUUUCAGAGAAGCAACUAGAUAGAUUAAAAAGAUGGUGUCUUAUGAGUCAAGAUGGAGGAUUCCAUGGAAGACCCGGUAAACCAUCUGAUUCUUGUUAUAGUUUUUGGAUUGGAGCUACGUUACAGUUACUCGGUGUUAAAGAAUUAUCAGAUUGCGAAGAAAACAGGGCAUUUGUUCUAGAUACUCAAAAUACAAUAAUGGGAGGAUUUGGUAAACACGAUAACAAGCGUACGGAUCCUCUACACGCAUACUUAGGUCUGUGUAGCCUGAGUUUAAUAGGAGAACCUAAUCUACAAGAAGUAAACGCUGCGUUAAAUAUUUCACAACGAGCAUACACACACUUGCUGGAAAUACAAGAAAGAUGGAAAAAUAAGUAAUCAAAUGCAUUGAUAAUUACGUAAUACACGCACAAUAAACAAAUGCUGAAUGAGGUUA